This is a messenger RNA of Scylla paramamosain (green mud crab), 2245 nucleotides long. RefSeq names its product rRNA N6-adenosine-methyltransferase METTL5-like (gene Mettl5). Gene Ontology annotation, biological process: rRNA methylation. The record is from RefSeq and is a predicted model, not a curated record. Bases 200 to 835 code for a protein of 211 amino acids. The transcript is spliced from 3 exons. Gene Ontology annotation, molecular function: rRNA (adenine-N6-)-methyltransferase activity. NCBI's taxonomy places the organism in Eukaryota, Metazoa, Arthropoda, Malacostraca, Decapoda, Portunidae.
GGCUGGUCAUCUGGGACUGACGGACACAUUGCAAGUAACAGCCAGAGAUCAAGUCCUCUACAGGCAACAUCCUCCAGCUUUGGUUACUUUAUACCUCAAGACUCAUCCUUUGGGAACAUGAUCUUACCAGUCCUGCCACGCCUGGAACCAAAGUGAAGUGAUUGGACUCUAGAUGCCAAGUGUCUGAGAGUCUUUCACCAUGAUUAGGCUAAAGGAGCUGGAAUCAUGGUUGCAGGACCUUCAAGACUUUGAAACUCCCAAGGUGGCCCUGGAGCAAUAUCAGACACCACCUCACAUUGCUGCUCAUAUUGCCCACACCAUCCAGGCAUCAUUUGGAGACUUGGAGGGAAAGUUGGUAGCAGACUUAGGAUGUGGAUGUGGUAUGCUGACAGUUGCUGCUGCCAUCAUGGGUGCUGCUACUGUUGUUGGCUUUGACAUUGACAGUGAUGCCUUAAAGACCUGUAAAGAAAACCUGGAAGAACUAGAGAUUACAGCUGCUGAGUUGGUUCAAGCUGAGGUGCGACAGCUGGGCGUCUCAUGCUCUCGCUUCACCAAGCUCUUUGACACAGUACUACUCAAUCCACCUUUUGGUACAAAAUGCAACCAAGGAACUGAUCUUGAGUUUGUACAAGUGGCUCUAGAGCUUUCACAUGGACCAGUGUACAGCCUCCACAAGACCUCCACUCGGGCACACAUCAUUAAAACAGCAAGCCGCUGGGGAGUGAAUGUGCAGGUGCUGGCAAAGUUGCGCUAUGAUCUCCCCAACACUUACAAGUUCCACAAAAAGAAGUCUGUGGACAUUGAAGUGGAUUUCAUCAAAUUUACUGUUAAGUAAGAACCUACUCAUUGUUUCCACUUCUUUCUCUUCACCCAUGUAUUUGUGUGUCAUUCCUGGCUGUUAGGUUGCCAGUUUGCCGUGACAGUAAUGUUUUUUUUUUUUUUUUUUAAUAAUUCCUUGUCUAUUCUUUACUGCAGAGACAUGAAGAUAUUCAUGAUGUAACAUUUUGAUACAUCACACAGAGAUCAGUAAAGCUUUAAGUGUGUAACUUUUCAUUUUAUAUAUUGCCAACCAUACUUUUCCUUUAUAUAAGUAAGAGUAUGGUAGUCUCCAAUAAGCUCACCCAACAAAUGCAGAUGCCACCUACAUGUGUAUUCCAGGUCAGUAAUCUGUUAAUAAGCUGCACUCACUUUCACUGUGUGUAAUGAUUUCUUCAAUCUUGUCUUCUGCUCUGUUGAAAAUCUAUUAGUUAAUCAAAUAGUUGUCAGGUUAAGAGAUUUUCAGCACAUCUAAGGACAAAGUUAAGGAAAAGACAACUACAUUGGAAGUGAGUGCAGCAGAUUAAUCUACUUCUGAGCAUGAAUACAUUCUGCUAUGCCAUCCAGCACAUCACAUGAAUCACAUAUUCUUUACUGUCUCUUCCAUUGUUUUCAUCUCAUUCUCUUGUUACUGUUCUACAUCAAAGACUGACACAGACCUUACCUUCAUUCACAUGUCUCUUCAUUCCUUUGGAUAAAGUAAUGUGUUUGGUUCAGUUUUAAGUACACAUUUUUUUUGUAGUUGCUAGUCUUUCUGCAGUUUCUCUCUCACAUUUGGCUACAAUAUUGGUGUCAUGUAACACUUGUAUAAUGAUAUAUAAGUUAUAUGGAAGUAAAUUGUUUGUAAAACAAGUUCACAAGCCCAUGGUAUGCCAGUAUUGUAGCCUUACUGUAACAGGUAAUAUUCUUUCAUCUUAAAAUUUUAUUAUUGGAAUUAAUUGAAAAAUUUAUAUAUUUAAAAUUUAUUUUGUACAAUAACUUAUUACAUUUCAAUGUACUAAAGAAAACAUUACAUUAUUAAAUAUCUGAAUCAUAAAAUGAAUAUAAAAGUCAAAAAAAUAAAUUUGUACUUAAAUGACAACAAAGUAACAGACUAGAACAUUCUUGGAUUAGACAAAAACUAAAACCUAUUUCUAUCACCUGUUGCUUUACAGCUGCCACAUUGUUGUGGAAGUAAGACUAGAAUUAAGGUUAUCUUUGACAAGGAAUUCACAAAAUUUGAAUUUCAUUUGCCUUUGGACUAAAACUGAAUUAACGUAUUUGCAGAUAUAUAGGGUGCAUCCUUGUUUAACAAAGAUUAUGGACACAAUAAAUACAGGAUAAACUUUUCUACCUUUCAUGGAAAAAAAUGUAUUUUAUGUGAUAGUAAACACAGUAAUACUUUAUGCUGUGUGGCAUGAUGUGCUUCAUAUUAUAUUUUUCAUCCAUU